Molecule: messenger RNA, 843 nt
Organism: Saccharomyces mikatae IFO 1815
Lineage: Eukaryota; Fungi; Ascomycota; Saccharomycetes; Saccharomycetales; Saccharomycetaceae
Gene: IST1
Product: Ist1p
Exons: 1
Coding region: 1-843 (280 amino acids)
Biological process (GO): protein transport
Source: RefSeq, a predicted model, not a curated record
AUGUGUAUUCAAAGAUUAAGGUAUGCACAAGAAAAGCAACAAGCGAUCGCAAAGCAGUCUCGAAGACAGGUUGCACAACUGCUAUUGGCAAAUAAAGAACAAAAGGCGCAUUAUCGUGUUGAAACACUAAUACAUGAUGAUAUUCAUAUUGAGCUAUUAGAAAUAUUGGAGUUAUACUGUGAAUUACUGUUGGCUAGAGUACAGAUAAUAAAUGAUAUCACCACCGAGGAAGAGCUUGUCAAAGAGCACCUGGAGGAUGGCAUCAAUGAAGCCAUCCGGUCGUUAAUAUAUGCGAUUCUUUUCGUUGAUGAAAUUAAAGAACUAAGUCAGUUGAAAGAUUUAAUGGCUUGGAAGUUAAACGCUGAGUUUGUUAAUGGGAUUAUAACAGAUCAUAUCGACGUACCUGACAAAAUCAUACAAAAAUGCUCUCCCUCGGUUCCAAAAGAGGAGCUGGUCGAUCUAUACUUGAAGGAAAUUGCGAAAACAUACGAUGUGCCAUAUAGUAAACUGUGUGGUUCCUUGUCCUCAUCUUCUUCUAGCAUAGCUUUAGAUUAUGAUGACCUUUCAGUCGAGAUGAAAGAUAACGACGAAGAAAAGCCUAUAUUAACCUUAGAUAAUGAUGAUAUUGACGUUGCUGAUGCUAAACAUCCUAUCAUUAUAAAAAAGCCCAGACAGAAUAGCGAAAAUAUAAACAAUGAGCUAAAGAUUCCUAAAGAUAUCAAAAAGGAAGUAGUUGACAAAAAACAAUCAGAAAAGAAAACUACGAGAAGAAAGACUAAAAAAGAGCAAGAAAAUGAUGAACUGGACGAGUUAAAAAAACGUUUCGAUGCUUUGCGAAGAUAA